Babesia ovata is the source of this 4374-nucleotide messenger RNA. RefSeq lists its product as uncharacterized. The coding region runs from base 1 to 4374 and encodes 1457 amino acids. The record is from RefSeq and is a predicted model, not a curated record. The transcript has 3 exons. NCBI's taxonomy places the organism in Eukaryota, Apicomplexa, Aconoidasida, Piroplasmida, Babesiidae.
AUGGGUUCGCUAGCGAAGGGCGUCGUUUCAGGACCAAUGGAUGUCCUGGAGUCAAUUUGCAAGUUCGUCACCAACGCCGAGAAAUCGGAAACACUUAGCGAUGAAGGCAAAGUCAGGAUUUUGAAGUCCAUGAGAGGGAUAUGCCAAUCCCUGUCGAAAUCCAUGGAUAAUAAGUAUGGCCUAUCGGCUUCAUUCAAGAGUGAACUUCACGGGUAUGCUCCAUUACCGUUCUUAUCAUCCCCGUGUAGUAGCGAUCUAGAAGAGGCGAGAAUGUCAUUCUACAACACCGUUAUCAACGCAAUCAGGAAUCAGAUGGAGAAGCGGCGCCAUCUCAAUCCUGAUUCUGAGCACGACGCCAUGAGGAAGAUGAAAUUGCAGCUGAUGAACCUUGAUAUGGAAAUAUCACAGCUGAAACAACAGUUAUCUCUGUACAAUCGGGUGAAGAAGCGCAUCAAUCAGAACAAGUUGUCAAAGCAAGAUAUUGACGAAAACACGAGUGAUCUCGAGAAGAACAUCAUUCAGAGGGAUUUCCGCACAAUGAUGAUAGCCAUUCAGGCGAUGCUGAGGCAGCACAACAUCUCCACCACACGACACGUAAAGAAACUGGAAACAAAGAAUGAUAUUGCAUCGAAAGCAAUCGACGAGACCACGGAGAAUAUCAACAGGUACAUCCAACUGUUAUAUAAGAUAGCGGAAAAGUCCAAUUCGUAUCCGGAUGAAAUGAAGCCAAAUGAACCUGCCGUAGAGUCAGAGGCUGUCGCAGCGUCUAAAAACUACGAUGAAAACAUCAAGCCUUUGGAAACAACUGAAAAUCUCGCUAAGGAUGAUAUGGUUGAAUCCGACGUCGCCGACAUCAAAGAGAGCACUGACACAAGUGAUAAGCGCGUGGACAUAGGACCCGAAGUCACACCGACAAUGACCACUGUGCAGGAGAUAAUGAAACCAAUAGAAGGUGAAUCUGAUGCAAUUCCAAUAGUUGAAGAUGUAGAAAGCAAAUCUGUGAUUGUUGCAGAAACUGAGUCUCAAAGCGUUCCCUCGGAAGACUUAGUUUCGGAGGUAUCAAUUCACGAAGCGGAGGUGCCUGUCAUUCAGGCUCCAGAGAUUGAAAAAAUCAGCGUUAUCUCCCAUGAGGCUGUUGCGUCUGCUGUCGAACAUGAUGAGAGGGCAGCAUCCAAUGUUGAGAAUGUAGAUGACACGUUUACCGCCGCGGAGAUUGAUGAGACAGAUGUAUCAUCACCGAGCAUUAUUGUUGAUGCAACAGCUGAUCAAGUGACAGCUGACGUUGUCGACGUGGCUAAAGACUAUCUGGAGGGUCUUAUUAAACCGGCUGAGACACAAGCUGAGCAGUCCGUGAUACGAUCAGAAGCGAUCGAAAUAGACGAAGAGACCACUACGGAAGUCGAAGAGGUAGAGACUGAAGCUAAGGAAGUGGCAAUGGUUUCCAAAGCCGUUACGAAGAAGCAUAUAUCCAUCUCUUUGCAAUCUACUAUUGACGAUAAUGCUGAUGAAGAUGGCGUUGAUCCAAAUCUAAUUGAAAAGCAAAACAUCGAGAUGACGGGUGAAAAAAGCAUUACUGUCGACUCUGACUUUGUACAAGGCAUUGAGAUGUCAAUGAAUGGGAGUGUCGAUUCAGUUGAGGAUAGAACUGUCUCGGAGGCUCCGGAAGUAAUAAACGCAAAUUUAGAACGAUCAGAUGAACUUACACCAGAAGUUAAUGAAAAUCUUGGCACUGAAUCAUCAGUAGAGGUUGAACACAUUGUUACCAAUGAAACACCGGAGGACGUCAAUGAAAAUGUUGCUAACGAAAACUCCGAAGAGGUUUAUGAAAAUGUUGCUAACGAAAACUCCGAAGAGGUUUAUGAAAAUGUUGACAAUGAAACGUCAGUAGAAGUUAGUGAAAAUGUUGAUAAUGAAUCAUUCGGUGUUGAUUCUGCAAAUAAGAUGUUGCCCCCCUUAGCCAGUCCCAUUGAAGUCGUCGAGGUGUCAUCCGAAUCCAACUACACGCCCAUUGCACUUGAAAGAUCCGAUAUGCCCAUUUCUGGUGAAAAUACUGAUAUACAGACGGGUUCACAGGAGAAUAAUCUUUCUGAACCUACCGAAGUUUCGAUGCCACCUCAGCCACAGGCGUCACCUCUUCCGGAUGCCACUAGUUUGCCCAUACCGGUCGGUAUGCCCACGGAACCUGAUGGAACAUAUACAGAAUCCACACCUGUUGCAAGUGAUGUGAGGUUGGACGGAAUCACCAGCAACGAUACGGGAAUGUCACCCCUGGAAACGGAAAGGACAACCGAGGAAGAUACAGAGGUCAAUUACAACCUGAAGGAUGAGAUCUAUCGAAAUAUGGACAACGAAAUCACAAUUAGGACUACGCAUCUACUCAAAAAGUCUCCUGUUUUGAAAAUAAAUCUCGAAAUUGAUACACACGAAUUAUGGGAUGAACUUCAAAAUUUAAGGAAAGACGUCGUUGACCUAAGGGAAGAAUUAAUGAAUCUGAAAACCAGAAGCAAUGUCCAUCAACGAGGCGAUAACGUGGCUGAUGACAUAACGCUGUUACCUGAAUCCGAAACUGGAAGUAAUGAGGCAUGUGAUGUCAGUAAUGCCAACGGUGUUACUGAAAUCCAUGAUGAAACUCCUAACGAAAAUGCUCUAUCUGUAGAAAGCCAAAUCACGGAAGACGCAGCUCUCAUAGAUGCCGCUUCAAUUACGCCAACUAUGGAUGAGUCAAACGUAGAUGAAGAGCUUUAUGAACCAGGGGAGAACGUCCCUGACCGUGACCUAUACGAGAGCGCUUACAUGGAUAUCAUUGUUGAGCCUAAUGAAGGUGUCGAUACAUUAUUACAGUUAGAUGAAGAACAAAACAAGCAGAGCGUCGAAACAGUGAACACGGAUAAUGACAACCUUGUAAUGGAUGCCAGCCAAGACCGCACCAAUGUUGUUGGCACUAACUGCAAUGUAUCUUCUCCUGAAAACGACACAAAAGUUGUUAACUCACUACACCAUGAGCGUACAGAUGCGCCAAAUAACCCAAACAAGUUGGUUGUUCGUCUAGAUAAAGGCAUUGCGGAUUUCGUCAGUGUAGGCAGGCCUUUCGGAACUCCAUACCCCUCCGCCUAUUUCGACAUUAUAAGCAUGCCUGUAGAAAGCGUAACUCCUCUAUCAUCUGAACAGCCCAACCAAAGUUUAAAUUUAGAGUCUGAAGCAUUUGGAUGGUAUGCCCCGGCUGCUGAGGUUACUGAGGAUCUAGCUUCACCGACGACUCAAACUACACAGUCAGCGUUGAAUCAAAACGAAGCUGUUGAUGGGAUUUCGAACGAGUCAGUGUCUAAUGAAAGCAAUCUUGCCACCGCAAUAACAAGUGAGGACACCGCAACUGAUGGUCACGAGAGCGGUGAAACAGGGGAGCAGGCAGAUGACUCAGACAAUUCCAAUGAGCAGGAAGUAGCCAGACCAGAUGGCGAUUUGCAAACAGAAAUGAUGGCUGAAACCAAUGAAAACGUUGAAAUCGGCCUUGAAAAUGAGAACAUUGAGGAGAGUGAGAAUGCUGAGGUGUAUCCGAUUUGCGGUGCUGAAAAGGAACCCGAAGCCCUUGAAAUGGCCGUCAACUCGUUAAUUGAAAUCUCCAACGAACACAUAGAUAUAAACGAAGAUUUGAUGAUUGAGCAAGCAGCGGAGAACGUGCAAACUGAGGAAGAAAGUACUGUGAUACAGCGUGUAGAAGAGCCAGAAAGCGUUAACGCGUCUCGCCCUACAUCUUCUGAUUACCAACCAAACUAUACGGCGCAAAUUGUAGAGCCGGAAUCAACACCGAUUGUAGAGGUAGAACAGUCAGAAAAUUCAUAUGUCUCCGAUGAUGACGAAUUCAUCAAAGAUAUCAUGGAUGAAGUGGGCUCAUCUGAUAAAGCUGACGAUGAAGCCCUGUUAAGAGAGCUGGAAGAACUAUACGCCAUUAUGACACGAGAAGUGGCGUACAGCACAACUACUGGUUCGAGGGAUGAUGAAAGUUCGUCGUAUAUGAGCCUGGAAGUCUCCGACAAUGAGGAGGAACUUGAUCACGGCAGGUUUAGACAGCGCAAGGUACGUAACAUCUCCGACCCCAGCAGAGUUCCAGGAUCUACGCCCGGAAAUGUUCAAAGGAUGAGUUCGGACAACCAAUACGAUGAGGAGGAGUCGACGUCAGGAAAUAAUGAUAUAGACGCCACCGCAGCAGUGAAAGGAUACAACACACUCACCACGAACGGUCCACAAUUUUUCAUCGGGAUGUUCUCACAGAUCCCACAACUUUCACAGCCCAUGAACACGGAAAUCAUGGAGAAACAGUAUGAAGAGUUUAAACAGUUCCAGGCGUUCGUGCGCCUGUCGUCUCGGAAAAGUUAG